UAUUACAAAUCUUUAAUACAUAAUUCCAAAUUGGAAUAUUUUAAUUUGUCACGUGGAGUGGUCACGUGAACAACAGGGACACGCCCAUAGUAGUAAAUGAAGGCUCCGGGGAUGCAGUGCCACGAGAGGCGGCAGUUUCCAAACCGAGCAACGGCAUGGCUGUGAAUGUUUACUCCACAUCAGGAACUAGUGACAACCUCAGUCGCCAUGAUCUGCUGACCUGGAUUAACAGCUCCCUUCACAUGAACCAUGCCAAGAUUGAGCAGCUGUGUACAGGUGCUGCCUACUGUCAGUUCAUGGAUAUGUUGUUCCCAGCAUGUGUGCCAUUGAAGAAAGUGAAAUUCCAGGCCAAACUGGAGCAUGAGUAUAUCCACAACUUUAAAAUCCUUCAAGGAAGCUUUAAAAAGUUAGGGGUUAAUAAAAUUAUCCCAGUGGACAAGCUUGUGAAAGGGAAAUUUCAGGAUAACUUUGAGUUUGUGCAGUGGUUUAAGAAAUUCUUUGAUGCUAACUAUGAUGGAAAGGAGUACGAUCCAGAAGCGGCUCGACAGGGGCAGGAGAUUGCUGCCUCCCAGUAUUCGGCUCCAGGUCUGGCCAAUAAACCUCGGAAAAGCAGUUCUGAGACACAGAUCAGUUCGGUGAAGCCCACAGCUCCAGUUGCUCCACAGAGAAUUGCUGCCGCUUCUCCCAAGCAGGCAACUCCUCCAGUGCAGAGAGCAGAUUCGGGGGCUGGAGAGGAGCUUCUGCAGAUGAUCAGUGAUCUAAAAUGCACCAUUGCGGAUUUGGAGAAAGAGAGGAACUUUUAUUUCGGCAAACUGAGGAACAUUGAGCUGAUUUGCCAGGAAAAAGAGGGGGAAGCCGAUCCAACAUUAAAAAAAAUAGUUGACAUUCUGUAUGCCAUAGAUCAGGAUGGUUUUGAGAUCCCAGAGGAAGGUGCUGGUGAACCAGAAGAGUUCUGAACGAUCUUUAGGCAGCUGCCUGAUGUAAUGUUAAGCUCUUGUUCAAGUGUGUGUUUUACACAUGCACGCUGCCAUCUUUCUUUAGUCAGGUGCCACUGAGCCUUUGCUUGUGCACGUUGGUUUUUGAAUGUUUUAUAUUUGUAAAUGUUCUAUUUCUGUGGCUUUAUUUUUGAAUUAACAAAUGACUAAUAUCGAUGUUGUUAUUAAAGGUGAAUGUUUGUCACACUUUCUACUGAA
Molecule: messenger RNA, 1193 nt
Organism: Tachysurus fulvidraco (yellow catfish)
Lineage: Eukaryota; Metazoa; Chordata; Actinopteri; Siluriformes; Bagridae
Gene: mapre1a
Product: microtubule-associated protein, RP/EB family, member 1a
Exons: 8
Coding region: 156-956 (266 amino acids)
Biological process (GO): regulation of microtubule polymerization or depolymerization; spindle assembly; protein localization to microtubule plus-end
Cellular component (GO): microtubule plus-end; microtubule organizing center; spindle midzone
Molecular function (GO): microtubule plus-end binding
Source: RefSeq, a predicted model, not a curated record